Drosophila kikkawai is the source of this 550-nucleotide messenger RNA. Its product is annotated as small ribosomal subunit protein uS8A-like. Gene Ontology annotation, cellular component: ribosome; cytosolic small ribosomal subunit. The record is from RefSeq and is a predicted model, not a curated record. Lineage: Eukaryota; Metazoa; Arthropoda; Insecta; Diptera; Drosophilidae. Gene Ontology annotation, biological process: translation. Gene Ontology annotation, molecular function: structural constituent of ribosome.
UUUUAUUUUUGUGUGGCUCUGGUCUGAUUAUUUCUUUUAUCUACGAAUUUUCUACGAAGGACUUUACGUGUUGACUUCUUCUAAAACUUUUCUUGAAAAACAGCCUCUAUUAUGGUGCUCAUGAACGUGUUGGCCGACGCCCUGAAGUGCAUCUCCAAUGCCGAGAAACGCGGCAAACGCCAGGUCCUGCUGCGUCCCUGCUCCAAGGUGAUUAUCCGUUUUCUGGUCGUGAUGAUGCGACAUGGCUACAUUGGCGAGUUCGAGAUCGUGGAUGACCACCGCCCAGGAAAGAUCGUGGUCAACCUUACCGGACGUCUCAACAAGUGCGGCGUGAUCUCGCCGAGAUUUGAUGUGCCCAUCAACGACAUCGAGAAGUGGACCAACGCAUUGCUGCCGUCGCGUCAAUUUGGCUACAUUGUGCUCACCACCUCGGGUGGCAUUAUGGAUCACGAGGAGGCCAGAAGGAAGCACCUGGGCGGCAAGAUGCUUGGGUUCUUCUUCUAAUUAAUUCGAUUUAUGCCACAAAUGUAAAAGAAACAAAUAAAUCGUA